Molecule: messenger RNA, 4205 nt
Organism: Mercenaria mercenaria
Lineage: Eukaryota; Metazoa; Mollusca; Bivalvia; Venerida; Veneridae
Product: 2-phosphoxylose phosphatase 1-like
Exons: 6
Coding region: 235-1581 (448 amino acids)
Biological process (GO): dephosphorylation
Molecular function (GO): phosphatase activity
Source: RefSeq, a predicted model, not a curated record
CAAACACCCUUAUUUUUGACCUUGAAAGUCACGUGAUAAUAGGUUGUAAAUAUGAAAAUUUUAGUGAACCACGUGUAAAUUAGGGAGAUAAAUAUGUUAUAAAUGAGGACAAGCAGUAUGUAGGAAAGUGAAAAACCACUUAAUAAAUGAUGAGGCGGAGCUAUCCAGUAUAUAUAUGUGAUGACAUUAGGAUGCAGUAAUGUCUUGUUGUGUAUAUUGUGGGACAAGUGAAACAUGCUGGAUUAUCAAAUGUCACUCUUACUUGUUGUGAUAGUUGCUGUGUGUAGUUGCCGAUCCAUUGACAUGGUACAGGUUGACAACAUCUUGGCGCACACACCUGGAACAUCAUCACUCAGUUCUGACCAUUACAGCUACUGUAACCAUCAUAAAUCUGUCACCGCGGACGAAGGUACAGUUUUUGCUGGGUACAGCUUACUGCAGGUUCACAUUGUGCUUUCUCCAGGUCAAAGUGAUGCAUCAUCCAAGGUCAAAGUUCAAGGUCAAAGCUUUCCACCAAUGUCUUGUGAUUUUGAACAUUCUCACACGUUAAAUGAUUUCGUAGCAAUGACAAGUGUAUAUACAGAUGCUAGUCGUAAUCAUCAGUUGCAUCAUCUUCAUCCAACGUUCCCAAAGGUUUGUGCCAACGAUCACCUCACCUCUACAGGAUUCAAGCAGCUAAUUUCUAUUGGGCAGUCUCUGAAUACCUCAUAUUUUAGCAACAGAGUACAUAAAAAGUUGAAGCCAAAAUAUUCCUCUAUUCGUGUUGAAUCUGUAUCUACAGAAAAGUCAUAUCAAAGUGUUCUUGGAUUUUUGUAUGGUUUCUUAGAGGAGAAACAAUUGUAUAAAACAAAAAUUCAUAAAGUGAACAGAAAUUUCUGUGAAUUUGUAGAAUCAGACUUACCGUCUUGCCACUGUUCAAAGACACGAGCAUUAGCUCCACAUGUUUCUCAGGCACUGACUAAAGGAACAUUCUUGUUCAAAUCUUCAUUUCCAAACAAUGAUAUAAUCACUAAAGUCUUUCAAACAGAUAUUUCUGACCAAACAUCAGGUUUAGAACUUUUCAAUGUUCUUAUGCAGUACAAGUGUGAUAGUAGAGAUGAACCGUGCGAAAAGGACGCACUUUGUAACCUGUUUGAAGAAGAUAAGCUUGCGCGAUUGCACAAUAUUCUUGCUGACCAUCAUCUCUCCUUGAAAACAGACACCAUAUUUCGUACAUAUUCUGAACUGCGUGCGUAUCCAUUCCUGCAGCAGAUUUUAUCUAGAGCCAAUUUGCACAAUGAGCACCAGUCUAUCAAUGUAUACACGGGACACAGUCAUUUCAUACAGUUUCUAACAACCAGUCUUGGUGUCUUUAGAAGACAGAUAACACCACUUGCUUCAAGGUUAGUGAUUGAGAUGUACAAGAAGAAUCAGGGCCAGCCAGAUGAGGGUGGCCUGUAUUUGAGGUUCCUCUAUAAUGGUGCUGAUGUAACUAGAGAGAUCAGUGGCUGUACAUUCCAGAUGGAAAACAACCUUUGCAAGAUAGCAGGCCUGAAGGAGCUCGUAGCAGCUCUAAGGAAACAGUACCUGGAUCAGUGUUAGUUUGUUGAGUAUAUGCACCGGUAAUAUAAGGUAAACGCUGCAAGUUGAAUCUCGAAGAGGAACGUUCCACCACCAGAGUAUUAUAGAGCAGUAAUUUGAUGUAUAAGAAUGUCAGUGAUCACCAUACUCAUCAGUGUCACAUUGAUUUCAAUUAGUGUGACACUGGUGCAAGACCACCGGUAAUUAUGACAUUGAUAGGUAUAAGAUGAAUAUUUUAAAUGAUAUUAAAAAAUCAAAAGCCACAACUUAAAGAAUGUUAAGAAUAUUGAUAUUGUAUAGUAUUAGAACACCAAUAAGUGUGACCACGAUACAAGAUACACAAUUUUGGUAAUAGUCUGGCAUAAGUGCAGACAACAUUAGCAGCUAUGUAUAGCUAUUGUCCAAUUUCAACAAAUGUCACAAAUUAUACAUUCCUAGCGCAUAAUUAUAUAAUUACUGAACAAAACAGCUAACCUGCCAUUUUCUAUUUUUCCGAUGUCUUAAAAACUGUUGAAAAUAUAUUUUUUUAAAUUAAGCAUUCUUUUAGAUCAACAUGUUAUUGAUAAAAUUUCAAAUUUCAAAAAUAUCAAUUCAGGCAAAGGUUUUAUAGUAUUCAUUUUACUACAACACCCCACUUUAAAAGUCACAAAAAUACACUGAAUAGUUGUGAUUUCAGAAAACAAGAGAAUAUUAUAAGAAUGCAGAGGUGUAGAUUUUUAGUUUUUACUAGAAAAUGGUUAAUGAUUUUCUCUUUUUUUUUUUAGCUCACCUGUCACAAAGUGACAAGGUGAGCUUUUGUGAUCGCGCGGUGUCCGUUGUCCGUCGUCAGUCCGUGCGUGCAUGCGUCCGUAAACUUUUGCUUGUGACCACUCUAGAGGUCACAUUUUUUGUGGGAUCUUUAUGAAAAUUGGUCAGAAUGUUCAUCUUGAUGAUAUCUAGGUCAAGUUCGAAAGUGGGUCACGUGCCAUCAAAAACUAGGUCAGUAGGUCUAAAAAUAGAAAAACCUUGUGACCUCUCUGGAGGCCAUGUAUUUCACAAGAUCUUCAUGAAAAUUGGUCAGAAUGUUCACCUUGAUGAUAUCUAGGUCAAGUUCGAAACUGGGUCACGUGCCUUCAAAAACUAGGUCAGUAGGUCUAAAAAUAGAAAAACCUUGUGACCUCUCUAGAGACCAUAUAUUUCACAAGAUCUUCAUGAAAAUUGGUCAGAACGUUCACCUUGAUGAUAUCUAGGUCAAGUUCGAAACUGGGUCACGUACCUUCAAAAACUAGGUCAGUAGGUCAAAUAAUAGAAAAACCUUUUGACCUCUCUAAAGGCCAUAUUUUUCAUGGGAUCUGUAUGAAAUUUGGUCUGAAUGUUCAUCCUGAUGAUAUCUAGGCCAAGUUCGAAACUGGGUCACGUGCGGUCAAAAACUAGGUCAGUAGGUCUAAAAAUAGAAAAACCUUGUGACCUUUCUAGAGGCCAUAUAUUUCACAAGAUCUUCAUGAAAACUGGUCAGAACGUUCACCUUGAUGAUGUCUAGGUCAAGUUUGAAACUGGGUCACGUGCCAUCAAAAACUAGGCCAGCCGGUCAAAAAAUAGAAAAACCUUGUGACCUCUCUAGAGGCCAUAUUUUUCAUGGGAUCUGUAUGAAAGUUGGUCUGAAUGUUCAUCUUGAUGAUAUCUAGGUCAAGUCCGGAAGUGGGUCAUGUGCCAUCAAAAACAAGGUCAGUAGGUCAAAUAAUAGAAAAACCUUGUGACCUCUCUUAAGGCCAUAUUUUUCAAUGGAUCUUCAUGAAAGUUGGUCUGAAUGUUCACCUUGAUGAUAUCUAGGUCAAGUUCGAAACAGGGUCAUGUGCGGUCAAAAACUAGGUCAGUAGGUCUAAAAAUAGAAAAACCUUGUGACCUCUCUAGAGGCCAUACUUGUGAAUGGAUCUCCAUAAAAAGUGGUCAGAAUGUUCAUCUUGAUGAUAUUAAGGUCAAGUUCAAAAGUGGGUCACGUGCCAUCAAAAAGUAGGUCAGUAGGUCAAAUAAUGAAAAAACCUUGUGACCUCUCUAGAGGCCAUAUUUUUCAUGGGAUCUGUAUGAAAGUUGGUCUGAGUGUUUAUCUUGAUGAUAUCUAGGUCAAGUUUGAAACUGGGUCAACUGCGAUCAAAAACUAGGUCAGUAGGUCCUGAAAUAGAAAGACCUUGUGACCUCUCUAGAGGCCAUACCCUUGAAUGGAUCUUCAUGAAAAUUGGUCAGAUUGUUCACCUUGAUGAUAUCUAGGUCAAGUUUGAAACUGGGUCAUGUGCCUUAAAAAACUAGGUCAAUAGGUCAAAUAAUAGAAAAACCUUGUGACCUCUCUAGAGACCAUAUUUUUCAAUGAAUCUUCAUGAAAAUUGGUCAGAAUUUUUAUCUUGAUAAUAUCUAUGUCAAGUCCAAAACUGGGUCACAUGAGCUAAAAAACUAGGUCACUAUGUCAAAUAAUAGAAAAAACGACGUCAUACUCAAAACUGGAUCAUGUGGGAAGAGGUGAGCGAUUCAGGACCAUCAUGGUCCUCUUGUUUAGUAUUAAUUUUGUUUCUCUACAAAAAUGUCAGAUGAUGGGAUAACAUCUCAAAUUUGAAAGAAUGAAAGAAUAUUAUAUAUCUAAUUUACAUUAACUGCAGAGAUUAACACCAUUUGAG